Messenger RNA from Penicillium macrosclerotiorum, 1245 nucleotides. RefSeq names its product protein kinase RIO2. The transcript has 3 exons. Gene Ontology annotation, biological process: maturation of SSU-rRNA; protein phosphorylation. The coding region runs from base 1 to 1245 and encodes 414 amino acids. Lineage: Eukaryota; Fungi; Ascomycota; Eurotiomycetes; Eurotiales; Aspergillaceae. Gene Ontology annotation, cellular component: preribosome, small subunit precursor; nucleus; cytosol. The record is from RefSeq and is a predicted model, not a curated record. Gene Ontology annotation, molecular function: ATP binding; protein serine/threonine kinase activity.
AUGAAACUCGACGCCAAGGCGCUCCGCUACCUCACCUCUGAAGAUUUCAGAGUGCUCCAAGGAGUUGAAGCCGGAAGUCGCAACCAUGAAGUCGUCCCCACACCUUUGAUUUCCCAGCUGUCGGGCCUCCGCGGAGGCAGUGGCGUGCACCGGUCCAUCUCAAACCUUGCCAAGACGAAACUGAUUGCGAAAGUGAAGAAUGCGAAAUAUGAUGGAUACCGACUCACCUACGGUGGACUUGACUACUUGGCGCUGAACGCCCACCAGAAGCAGAAGGUUGUCUACUCAGUCGGCAAUCAGAUCGGUGUUGGAAAAGAAUCCGAUAUUGUCGUUGUUGCACACAGCAGUGGAAGCCAGCGAAUUCUCAAGAUCCAUCGUCUGGGUCGUAUUUCCUUCCGAACCGUGAAGACAAAUCGCGAUUACCUUCGGCACCGCAACACAGGAUCCUGGAUGUACAUGUCGCGACUGGCUGCUAUGAAGGAAUUUGCCUUUAUGAAGGCUCUGCGAGAGAAUGGCUUCAAUGUUCCCGAGCCCAUUGCGCAAAAUCGCCAUACCAUCGUUAUGGGUCUUAUCGAUGCUUUCCCGCUCCGCCAGAUCUCCAAGGUCCCCAACCCUUCAGCUCUCUACUCCGAAUUGAUGGAUAUUAUCCUAGAACUAGCACGGUUUGGUCUGAUCCACGGUGACUUUAACGAGUUCAACAUCUUGAUUAAGGAAAUCGCGGAACCCAAUGGAAAAGGAAAAGCUCCCGCCAACACAGAGGGCGAGGAGGACGAUGAGAACAUCCGGCUGGAACCGGUGAUUAUUGAUUUUCCUCAGAUGGUGUCCAUCGACCACACCAACGCGGAGAUGUACUUUGAUCGUGAUGUCAACUGUAUUAAGCGGUACUUCAAGCGGAAAUUCCACUUCGUGAGCGACGUACCGGGCCCCUUCUUCUCGGAUGCAAAGAAGAAUUUUUUGAAGAACCCUGGCAAGCGUCUAGAUGUGGAGGUUGAAGCAUCAGGCUUCUCCAGAAAGAUGGCCCGUGAGCUCGAAAAAUAUAUGGACGAAGUCGGUGCCAAUACGGAUAAUGGCGAGGCUAGAGAGGAUCUUGAUGAUGACGAGGAUGAGGAUGACGACGAGGAGGAGGAAGAGUCUGGUUCUGAAGCUGAAGAGGAUCAGGAAACCCAUGAGGAGCAGGUCGACGCGGGAGUCGACGAGAGUUCCAAACAACUAGAGGCGCUGCAGGUCUCUGGAUCAUCGGGGUAG